AUGGGUUGGACGGAGUUGCUGCCAUGGCUAUUGUCUCAUCGUUUACACAUGAAUAUGAAGCGCCGUUGUGACAAAAAUCGCUCAUUCGCAGUGAAGUCAAUGGAUGCGAUGUGUUGGCAUAACCAGAUGAAGCUAAAAGUAGUCUAUGCUGCUACGGAAGAGAAAGCAAAGCCGAAUGAAUAUAAUUCUGAUACUGCAUCAAGAGGUUUGGGAAGAUUCUUCGGAGCCCUCUUUGGUGCAGCAAUCGUGUUCUCCUUUAAGAUGAUUUUCGAGAAGCUAUGGGACGAUUACAAGAAUACGUUGGCGUCUCAGAGGCUUGAUGACAAGUUGAAGAUAUUUGAGAAAGGUAUAAUUAAAGAUGUUAAUGGGAAAUUCAGAGUCCUAACCAAGGAAUCGAGGGUAGAGAUGGAGAAGAUAUUUGUUGAAAGGAUGAAAGAUAUGGAGAAGAGGGAGAGAAAGAAGACUAGAGAAGAGUUGGAAGAGAUGGAGAGGAAGCUAAAAAAAAGUUUGAGGAAGAGAUGGUGA
This is a messenger RNA of Arabis nemorensis, 525 nucleotides long. The record is from the annotation of a GenBank genome assembly. Lineage: Eukaryota; Viridiplantae; Streptophyta; Magnoliopsida; Brassicales; Brassicaceae.